AUGAUAAUUCCAAUUACACCAACUGGGAUCUCUGAUCCAAAGAAUGCGUCAAUUGCGGAUCUCGGAAUUCCGGCGUAUGGCUGCGGGCGUAAGAACAGAAGACCAUAUAAGACUCGCAUCCCACACGAGUUCAAGGAACGUGGUCAUCUUCCAGCCAGCACCUUCAUCAUGCCUUUUUCCAACCCAAAAUUUCCAUUAACUGAGGAGAAUCUGCCCGACCAGAGUGGAAAGGUCUUUAUCGUCACCGGUGCAACCUCUGGCUACGGUCUUCUUCUGUCGACAUUUCUGUACCAGCGAAAUGCAACAGUCUACCUUGCCGCGCGAAACAGCAAAAGGAUAGACGAAGUCAUCGCAGACCUGAAAGAGCGCUUCCCCAACUCCACUGGACAGCUCGAGGCACUAAGCCUCAAUCUGUCAGAUCUCACCACAAUCAAGACGUCAGCAGAUGAGUUCCUGAGCAAGGAGUCAAAGCUGCAUGCUCUAUGGAACAAUGCCGGCGUCAUGUUCCCGCCUGAGGGAUCGCAGAGCACUCAAGGCUAUGAGCUUCAGCUGGGAACAAACAAUGUUGGGCCUCACUUGUUCACGAAGCUCUUAUAUCCAACUCUGGCUCGGACUGCGAAAGAGUCACCCCCGAAUUCAGUUCGAGUGGUUUGGGUCGCUUCGGAUGCUGUUUCAUGGGCACCGAAGCCUGCAAUUGAUUUCUCGAAUUUGGAUUACCAUCAGAAUGAGUCCGCUCGGAAUAAGUAUGGCCGCAGCAAGGCGGGGACUGUUCUACAGGCUGUUGAGCUGGCGAGGAGAUCGCAAGAGGACGGCAUCGUGAGCAUUGCUCUCGACCCUGGAAUUGCCAUGACAAACCUGCAGAAAGAUAUGAACCGGUUUCUAGCAGCAGCUGUUAGACUGGUGGCAAACAAACCCGAAGUCGGCGCCUAUACUCAGCUCUUCGCGGGUCUGCAUCCUGACGUUACUACUGAGGUUGCAAAGAAAGAGUGGAUCUGCCAUCCUGGGAAAAUCGCCUGCCCAAGGCGAGACCUCUUCACCGACACCGAAUUGAGUCGGAAGUUCUGGGAGUGGAAUGAGGAGCAGAUCAAGCCAUAUCUUUGA
Molecule: messenger RNA, 1101 nt
Organism: Aspergillus puulaauensis
Lineage: Eukaryota; Fungi; Ascomycota; Eurotiomycetes; Eurotiales; Aspergillaceae
Exons: 5
Coding region: 1-1101 (366 amino acids)
Source: RefSeq, a predicted model, not a curated record